AUGGAAAUAUUUUGUUCUACACAUGUCAAUCAAAGAUUACAAUAUAUAUGCUUUGAUUGUAACUUUGUAGGAUGUUUAGAAUGUAUGGAAGGGUGGCAAAUGAAACAUAAAGGUCAUUGUUUUCAAAGUGUUUCGACAAUUAUGAAGGAAAUAGUACUAGAUGCAGAUCCGAAUUCCAAUAAAUUCAUUUCAAGAAUGAAUCAUUUAUGGAAAUCAUUGAAAGUUGCAACACAUUCCUACGAAUCUCUGACAAAAAUCAACUCCGACAUUUCAGACCAUUUCAGAGCAUUGCACGACUAUCUCAUCCUGGAGGAAUCGAGAAUAAGAUUGCCAAUAAACAAUGAUCUUGCCAUAGUGAAACAAGAUAUUGACAACCAAUUCCAAGAGUUAAAAUCUUUACAAACACUUAUCAACAAAUGUUUGGAAACACGAACAUCUAUAAACAUUAAUAAUAUUAAUAAUGAAGAAAAAGUGGAAAGUGAUGUGGAAAGUGUAGGAAGUGAAAGUUUAAGUGACGAGGAGGUCGAACAUGAGGAUAAUUAUGACUACAAAAGUUACAACUCAAAACCAAUAAUCGACCUAUCAGAUAUGGAAACUUUGGUAUCGCUGAUAGAAAAGUCUGAUAGUCAUUCAGAGUUUAUGAAAACCCACAAAGAUUCAAUCUUUAGUAGAUAUGGAACCGAUGAGUAUGAGAACGAACUCGGUGGGACUCUGGAAGAAUCGAUUCUAAAUUUAAUUCACCAUUUCAAUAGCAAAUAUAAUUCACUUGGUGGGAAAGUUAUCAACAGCAAUAGUAAUAGUCAAGUUAAAUGUAAUUUUACAAUCAAAACCAAUAGUAAAAACAUUGAAGAAGCGAAAUACAACAUUCAAAAAUCGAUUCACCUACAUAGUAUUUCAAUUUAUACACUUGGACACAAUGAGUCCUCAUUGUUCAACUUGGCAGAUGGCAGUAGGAAAUCGAUUGAAACAUUCAAAGGAGUUCAUACAACAAACUCGAUAGUGUCGGAUCCAUCGUUGGACCAUAUCUAUGUUUUCGGUGGGUUCGAGUUGAAGAGCUACAAGAUGAUUUCAACCAAGACAAUGGAGGUGGAACACUUUGGAGUGAUUGAAGAUGUCGAUGGAGGCGAGGAUAUCUUUGCUUGUUACGAUGGUUUCGAAUAUAUCUAUUUGAUUGGAGGAUACAACUAUAAGAACAAGAAGACACCCAAUCAAACUAGAAUCGAUAGAUUCAACAUAGCCACUAGGAAAUUCGAAAACUAUUCAACUCUCCACUACCAAAUUGCACCCAAUACGAUCAAGAAAGUUUUCCAAUCGAAUGGACAUAUCUAUAUAGUUAAUGGAUGUUAUAAUGCACGUGGCUAUAGUAUCUGGAGAUUCAAUGCGAUAGCAGGUGAAAAGCAACUGACACUCUGGCAAAAGUUCUCGUUAUGUAUCUCCAAUAGCUACCAUAUCCCUAUAAUGAUGUCCCAAUCGUUUUUAUGUUUCGAUGCCUUCACAGAAACAUUGUAUUUAUUCUACAAGAACUAUCUCUAUAGAAUUAAUGUUCGUACCAAAGAUAACUACCGAACGGAAUGUAAAUUCGAUCAUAUCCUAUUCUCAACAGAGAUCAAAAUGUCUUUCUCAGUUCUCUUCAACAGAGUCAACUCAAAUCAAGCCAACAUUUUCAUCCUCGGUGGAAAGACACUCGGAAACCAUGUCUACUCAGUGGAAAGCAACAAAUGGUCGCCUCUACUGGAAAACAAAGAUAAUUGUCAAAGAGAGAUGUGUGGAGCAUGUAUUAUUUCCAACUAA
Molecule: messenger RNA, 1791 nt
Organism: Heterostelium album PN500
Lineage: Eukaryota; Evosea; Eumycetozoa; Acytosteliales; Acytosteliaceae
Product: B-box zinc finger protein
Exons: 1
Coding region: 1-1791 (596 amino acids)
Molecular function (GO): zinc ion binding; protein binding
Source: RefSeq, a predicted model, not a curated record